GACCGGGCCACGGAGGGAGCGGCGGGCGGCGGCGCAGGAGGGGCCUGGGAGCGGCGUCCAGCUGCCGCCGGGCUGCAGCCCCUACCCGAGCCUCUUAGGGCCUUCCAGUCGUGGCCGGUGCUUCCGUCCCUGACCCUUUGUCCGGAGUACAGGCCUCCGAGCCCAGCCUCGCCCGCCGGUGUCCGGAGACCCUCUGGCCGUGUCCAUCGUGGGCGAAGCGGGCGGGUCGGACGGCUCCGACUCUCGAGCGGCGCCCGGAACCCCAAACUCGCGGCCCCCGUUUCCGGCCGGUGGAGGCGCCCAGCGGUCAGAGGCCACGGAAGCGGGCUCGGGGGGCCGGGCCGGGGUCGGACCGGAGAUGGCGCCGCCGGCGGGCGGCGAGACAGCGGCCUCGGCCCGCGACUCGGCCGCGGUAAUCCUUGCGGUGCACGCCGCGGUGAGGCCGCUGGGCGCGGGGCCGGACGCCGAGGCGCAGCUGCGGAGGCUGCAGUUGAGCGCGGACCCCGAGCGACCAGGGCGCUUCCGGCUGGAGCUGCUGGGCGCGGGGCCCGGGGCGGUCAGUUCGGAGUGGCCCUUGGAGUCAGUCUCCUACACCGUCCGAGGCCCCAGCCAGCAUGAGCUGCAGCCUCCGCCGGGAGGGCCUGGGACUCUCAGCCUGCACUUCGCCAGCCCUCGGGAAGCUCAGCGGUGGGCAGCCCUGGUCCAGGGUGCCGCUGUGGAAGGACAGAAUGGCAGUGACAGCCUGCCCCCAGCCCUAGGUCCAGAGACGUGCCCUGUUUCCCUGCCCGGUCCCCUAGAAGUGCCCACACCCAAGGCCCCCCAGCCCAAGGUGGAUCUUCCUUGGAGCCCUGGAGACUUGAUGGAGAAAGAGCUGGCAGGGGGCCUGACCCGGGCCAUAGAGAGUGGGGAUGAGAAGGGGGCUGCCCGAGCAGCAGCCACCCUGGCCCAGCAUCGUGUGGCUCUCAGUAUCCAGCUCCAGGAGGCCUGCUUCCCUCCCGGCCCCAUCAGGUUGCAGGUCACAGUUGAAGACGCUGCGUCCUCUGCCCAUGUCUCGCUGCAGGUCCACCCCCACUGUACUGUCGGGGCCCUCCAGGAGCAGGUAUUCUCGGAGUUCGGCUUCCCACCGGCUGUGCAGCGCUGGGUCAUUGGGAGGUGCCUGUGUGUCCCUGAGUACAGCCUCGCUUUCUAUGGGGUCCGGAGGGAUGGGGACCCUGCUUUCCUCUACCUGCUCUCAGCCCCGCGAGAAGCCCCAGGACGUAAUCCUCAGCGUCCUCAGAAGAUGGAUGGGGAACUAGGCCGCCUGUUUCCUCAGUCAUUGGGGCUGCCCCAAGCCCCUCAGCCAGCCGGCUCCAGCCUCCCCAACCCCCUUCAGCCCGGCUGGCCCUGCCCUUCCUGCACCUUCAUCAAUGCCCCUGGCCGACCUGGCUGCGAGAUGUGCAGCACCCAGAGGCCCACAGCCUCCACCCAGCAGCUCCCAAAGGUCACGAGGAGAGAGGAUGGCCCUUCCCUUCCAGGCCCAAGGUCCCUGGACCCCCUCCUGAGCCUCUCAGGAAACCUCUGCUGACCGCUCACUGGAGACAAAGCCAGGGUUGGGGGUGAGGGGCCAUGAGCUGGAGUCAUUAAAGACACUUCUGAGCCAGCUGGGUGCCCCUUCAUUGUGCCUUUGUGUAGCCUGGGCUGCUGGGCGAGGAGAGCAGGGCACAGCGCCACUCAGAGGAAACUUGGCAGAGGGCCCAGGUGGCUCCUGCAGGGCAUUCCUGGGAUGCAGGUCCCCUGAAACGUCCCAGACCCCAAGGGCACCCCGUCUGCUGACACUGGGCUGCGCCCUGAGUCCCAUC
Messenger RNA from Hippopotamus amphibius kiboko, 1838 nucleotides. It is a transcript of the gene SHARPIN, whose product is annotated as SHANK associated RH domain interactor. Gene Ontology annotation, biological process: protein linear polyubiquitination; positive regulation of canonical NF-kappaB signal transduction; proteasome-mediated ubiquitin-dependent protein catabolic process. Gene Ontology annotation, cellular component: LUBAC complex. The record is from RefSeq and is a predicted model, not a curated record. Lineage: Eukaryota; Metazoa; Chordata; Mammalia; Artiodactyla; Hippopotamidae. Bases 359 to 1564 code for a protein of 401 amino acids. The transcript is spliced from 9 exons. Gene Ontology annotation, molecular function: ubiquitin-protein transferase activity; ubiquitin binding.